AUGCCUGAGGAAUCCAUCUACAAGAACAACUCAUCUGGCAUUGCUUCGAUAUUCUCAGCACAUGCGGGUGGUAGUAAUAAUGUACAAUCCAUUCAACCAACGAGGGUUGCUUCGAGAGUAGGCUCUGCAAAAGCACCAACAUCAUCAGCGAAUAGAACUCAUACAACAACAACAUCGUCAUCAGCAAGACAACCAGUAAAAUCAAAUAGAAUCGGAUCGACCUAUGAUAAGACCUUUCAUAACAAGGUAGAUAAGUUGGUGUCGGAUCCAAUUAGACAAGUAACAGGGAGGAAGAAUAUUCUUGCUAAGGAAGGUGUAAUGCCUACAAAACCAACUGAUAUUGAGAAUAAUGCUGUGCGAGGAACGGUGGCAAAAAAACUAGGAGUACAACCUAGUAGGAAUAAUAAUCAAGCAAAACUUACAAGACCUGUUAAUGGUGCUUUUGGAAAGGAUCAGUGGGAAAUUGAAUGGGAUGAUAAGGAUGAGAAAUCUGAAAACAUUAUACCAAAACAAUCAAAACCUUCAAACAAUUUAUCUGGUGACAUUAAUAGUAUAAAUUGGAUCGAGAGACUUGGAAGAGGUAAAUGUUCUUCCAUUUGUGAUGUGAAUGGAAGACCAGUUACUAGUAUUGAAUCGAGCUCUUCUCAUUGGUAUAUUUUAACUUAUGAGGAAAAAUCAUUCUUAGACAUUGAAACCGAGGAUUUUAACAUUACCACUUCAAUCAAAAUUCAAAAAGGAAAUGAAAACAGUUUAUUUACUAUCGUCCUUGACUAUGGAAUCAACAAGAGGUGCAAGGAUGAGUACAUUGCCAUUGUAAUGAACGUAGCCCAGAAAUAUUGGAAGAUUGAACGAGUGGAAAAUAAGAAAGUGGUACCAGUGCAACAGGCAAUAGAUAAGAGCUUGGCUCCUCUCAAAUAUAUGGAUAUUUCUAUAUCUUUAUCUGAGAGAAAGCUCACACUCAAAAACGAUAAUACUGAAAUAUUUACUGAUGUUAUUCUUCCAAUAUCUUCGGAAGGCUCUAAGGAGAGACGAGUUGGUCUUGGAGUCAUGUCAGCCAAAGUUUCAAUUUAUGAUUGGACAGUAUUUGAUCCAAAGACUCAAGAAAAGGAGGAAGAUCUUCCGAUUGCAGAGAGACCCCUACCUGAUUACAUUGACAAACACUUGGCUGAAAUGAUAAAGAGAGAUAUUAUAGAAUUCAAUCCAAAUGUGACUUGGGAAAGUAUUGCAGAAUUGCACGAUGCAAAGAGGCUUUUGAAGGAGGCAGUUGUACUUCCUCUCCUUAUGCCUGACAUUUUUGCUGGUUUACGAUCUCCUUGGAAGGGAGUUCUGCUGUUUGGUCCACCUGGAACUGGUAAGACGAUGGUUGCAAGGGCUGUGGCAACAGAAGGAAAGACCACUUUUUUCAAUUGUAGUGCUUCCACUCUGGUUUCGAAAUACCACGGAGAGUCUGAAAGAUUGGUCAAGACACUUUUCCAAAUGGCCAGAUUGUUUAGUCCGAGUACAAUUUUCUUUGAUGAAAUUGAUGCCUUAAUGAUGACAAGAGGAAGCUCUUCAGAGCAUGAAGCAUCCAGAAGACUUAAAAGCGAGAUUUUGACCCAAAUUGAUGGUAUCAAUAGUCAAAGCAGUAGGGUCAUGGUAUUGGCAACGACGAACAAACCUUGGGAUUUGGAUGAGGCUAUGAGAAGAAGACUAGAAAAGAGAAUUUACAUCCCUCUACCAUAUGAAAAAACAAGAGUAUCCCUCUUUAAUAUUUUUUUAAAAGAUCAAGAGAUGGAAAGUGAUGUUUCCACUGAGAGUCUUGCUGUCUUAACAGAUGGAUACAGUGGUGCAGACAUUCAUUUAUUGUGUAGAGAGGCUGCUCUCAGACCACUGAGGAAGGAGCUUGAUCAUAGGUCAACUGAGGAAAUUAUGAAGUUGAAAGAACGAGGAGAGUUGAAACUCAGUCUCUGUAUGGAAGAUUUCUCAGAGUCAGUCAAAACAAUGAAACCAAGCGUUUCUCAAAACGAAAUUGAAAAGUAUCAACAGUGGAUGAAGGAAUUCCAAAGUGUAUAG
This is a messenger RNA of Naegleria gruberi, 2052 nucleotides long. RefSeq names its product katanin p60 subunit. Gene Ontology annotation, molecular function: microtubule binding; microtubule severing ATPase activity; ATP hydrolysis activity. Bases 1 to 2052 code for a protein of 683 amino acids. The transcript has a single exon. Gene Ontology annotation, biological process: microtubule severing. The record is from RefSeq and is a predicted model, not a curated record. NCBI's taxonomy places the organism in Eukaryota, Heterolobosea, Eutetramitea, Acrasida, Naegleriidae. Gene Ontology annotation, cellular component: microtubule cytoskeleton.